GAACUCCAGUUUGUCAAAAAUCUUGGUUUACAAUUUAUACAAUUAGAAAAACAAAAUGGGAUGCAAUUAGAACACAUUAUUUAAAAAAUGAUAUAAGUCCUAUUGUUUAUAGUCUUAAAGAACAU
This is a messenger RNA of Scutellospora calospora, 125 nucleotides long. Lineage: Eukaryota; Fungi; Glomeromycota; Glomeromycetes; Diversisporales; Gigasporaceae. The record is from the annotation of a GenBank genome assembly.